Messenger RNA from Symbiodinium sp. CCMP2456, 1239 nucleotides. The record is from the annotation of a GenBank genome assembly. Lineage: Eukaryota; Dinophyceae; Suessiales; Symbiodiniaceae.
AUGCCCAAGAAGAUCAAUCAGAAGAAAUCAGCUGGAAGGUGCUGGCCAUUGCCGAAACGAGGUAAGGUACGCAAUCUCUACAAGAAGCCCGUCACCAACCACAACUCCAAGACCAUGAAAAAGUUUGCUCCAGUUCCUUAUGUUCGACAUGGUGAGCCUACCACGAAGAACAGGACUGAUCGACAGCGAUGGGGUCACUCCAUCCCCCAAUUCAUGAGGAUGCGGGAGGAAACUUUGAUUCGAACUCUUACCAAGGAGAACAUCUUGCAAGAUUGGUCAGGGAAGCUGUGUCCUCAUUGCGGUGAAGGUAAGCUAGGCAAACUCACGAAGCACUCCUCCCGGCAUGCAUGGUUGUAUCGAUGUCCUCGCAAGAAGUGCCAGAAGUUCGUUCAACCCCACGACUUCCAUCCCAUCUUCUUUGGUGGUGCUGGCAACAGCUAUACAGACUUCAACACUCAGGUCUGCGCUUUGUUCUCGGCCGUAGCGGGUGUCUCUAGCACCGCCACCCACCUGAUUCUCGAUGUGGACCACAAGCCUGUUGAGCGCAUCUUCACGAAUCUAGAGAUUGCUCGGGCAAGGUAUGUCGAGCACCAGGAGAAGCUCAUCACCUACGGCGACCCGUCUGGCUCCAUGUGGAAGGACGUGGAAGCGGAUGAGGUCGACCUGGGGAAGGCUUUGGUGGACGAUGCAGAUGAUCCUGCAUACAACCUCAAGUGGGAACAGUGGUGUGGCAUCGUGGAGCGAGGCCGUCCCACCUCCCUCCGGUUGUUCCGGCUGCAGCCCCCCGCGACCAAGCCAAACUCGCCGGGGCCGGGCCCAAUUCGCAAGAUCGAAUGGGGCAAAAUCGGCGCACCACUUCUUCGAGAUCGCAAAGUUGUGCUUCACACCGAUGGAGCUCGCGCCUACAAGCUCCGCAUGCCCGGCCUUCUCCAUGCAAACGUCGUACACAAAAAGAAGCGUGUGAUGCUGAAGGGCCAGGUCCGAUGGAUCAAGCCCCAUUUCACGAAGGUGUACGACCUGAAGCUUCCUGAGGGCGGUAAACUGCGUGUGAAAUCCGGCACGCAGAUUAUUGAUCGCUUCUGGGGACAUGUCCGCUCCUAUAUUCGGCGUGCCCCCCGCAAGCCAGGAAAUCCUGUCUUGCGACGCAAGCUUCGUGCGGCUCAGUUCACAUACUGGAACAAGGGCCGUAAUGCUUGGAAGGCCGUAGGGGAUAUGCUCCUGAAGCUCUAUGCACUGUAG